Camelus dromedarius (Arabian camel) is the source of this 798-nucleotide messenger RNA. RefSeq names its product tetrapeptide repeat homeobox protein 2-like. The transcript is spliced from 4 exons. Gene Ontology annotation, cellular component: nucleus. The coding region runs from base 1 to 798 and encodes 265 amino acids. The record is from RefSeq and is a predicted model, not a curated record. NCBI's taxonomy places the organism in Eukaryota, Metazoa, Chordata, Mammalia, Artiodactyla, Camelidae. Gene Ontology annotation, molecular function: RNA polymerase II cis-regulatory region sequence-specific DNA binding; DNA-binding transcription factor activity, RNA polymerase II-specific. Gene Ontology annotation, biological process: regulation of transcription by RNA polymerase II.
AUGGCAGAACGUUGCCUGAAAGGUCUACUUCUGGUGGACUACCCAUGCGAGCGGCGGUCCCGAGCGAGGCAAAUCGGGCUGGGGGCCCUGUACUACUUCAGAAGCUGUAACCAGGUCCAUUUCAAAGAUAUGGACACUGAGGCCCAGAGAGGUCCCACACGGUGCUCAGGAGCCCCAAAGAGGCGGCGGCAGGAGCGCACGGUGUACACCACAGAACAGCUAAAAGUGCUCGAAGAACAUUUCAGGAAGAACGAGUACCCGGGUUACCAGGACCGCGAAGUCCUGGCGGCCAGGCUCAACCUGCAGGAGCACAAAGUACAGGUGUGGUUCAAGAACCGACGGGCCAAACGCUCUCGACUGAAGCGACUGUCCCAGGCGCGAGGCCUAGGUCCCGGCAAUGCUCACACGGGCCACGGAGCCCCGGGCAGCCCGGCGCUCCCAGAGGGCCCGGGUGUCUGCAGCCCCUCUCCGCCCAGCCCCGCGAGGAUGCUCCCAGCACCGGAACCCAGCGUCUCGGGCCACGGCCCUGCCAGGUGGGCCCUGGCACAGAUGGGACCGGCCCAGGAAGACGUUCCGGCUGCUCCAGGCCCAGUCCCAGCUCCGGCCCCAGGCUGGCCUGACGACCCCUACGCAUCGGACUUCUGGCCGGAGCCUGUUGUGAUCUUUAAUUUCACAGAUCUCUUCCCGACCCAGGACCCCUCCCAGAGGCCCCCCUCCCCCUUGUUCUCUGAGUACCAAAAGGACAGUGACUCUGCGGAUGAGAACGACUCGGCCUUCAGGCAGUUUCUGGAUUUAUAG